AUGGCCUUGGACCAAAAUCAUGACAGAAAAUCAGUGACUGGUGAUGACUCACAAUUGAAAGCAUUUAUCAGGAUAAAUGCUGAAGAAUUGACACCAGACCCGAGCAGUGCAGAUGACACCUCCAACUCGAAUGAAAAUGAAGACAAUAUGGAUGCAAAAAGUUCUGAUAAAAACACUGUAGUAACAGACAGCAGAGAUGUAAAGAAGGAAAGGAAUCAUGAGGUGUCUAGUUCUCCAGCUAAAGGCAAAGAAGAAAAGAAAGAAGAGAAUAUGGAAAAGUUUAUGUCCCCGAGUGAAGGCCAAGAAGAAGAGAAUACAGUAGAAAUAAUGACCAGUGUUCUCUCCUCAGAGGCACAAGCAAUGGUUGAGUAUGACAUUUUUGAAAAAAUCUUGUCUGAGAAAGAAAAGUUUCCAACAGUAAGCAUGCUGGACUUUGCUGGUCAGUUAGCGUAUUAUGCUUGCCACCAAAUUUACGUAACACCAAAAGCCUUCUUCAUCCUUGUGUUGGACAUGACUAAGAGGUUUGAAGAUGUUGUCAGUAAAGAGAAAGAUAACCAGGAAGAAUCAAUUUUCUCUGUGUGGACUUACAAAGACUACCUAAAGUUCUGGAUAACCUCAAUCAAGACAUUUGGAGGUACUAAGGCACCAAUGUUUCUCGUUGUCACGCACACAGAAAGAAAAUCUACUGAUGAGAUAGAGAAGUUUUUUGAGGAAUUCUGGGAGGCAGUACCAGUUGAGGACAGAGAUUGGUUAAAAGAAUCUCUAAAAGACCGUAUAUAUACAGUGGGUCUAGUUAAACUAAAUGAUAACACGAAAAGAAAUCUCGAUUCAAUGACAAAGUCCAUAGUUGAACUAUUCACAAAUGAAAACAAUACAAAAAUUGAGUUGCUUUCUUCAUGGGCAUUAAUGGAGCAGUUAUUAUAUGAAGGAGCCUGGAAGAUUUUGCCCUUGAGUGAAAUUUGGAAGCUCAAUGCAUCCCUUCCCCAUGAAUACCAGAUCAAAAGUGAUGAGGGAAUGUCUAUGUUCUUAAAAUGUUUCCAUGACAAUGGCCUUCUUUUAUACUAUAAUGAAGAGAAAUUAAAGGAUCAUGUAGUACUUGACAUUCAGUGGUUUGCUAAAGCUUUCAGCAAGAUUAUUGCUGAUAAAAACCAUAUUAAUGAAGACUGCAAAACGAGAUUAAUAACAGAAUGGAAAUCUUUCAACAAAACGGGUGAACUUAAAGAUAAAGUGAUAGAUGCUCUAUGGAAAGAUGAACCCUCUUACCUGGAACACAAAAGUCAAAUUAUGUCGUACAUGGAGAAGCUUCAAAUGCUGGUACCUUUGGACACUUUUGAGGCUGUAUCAGAAGGCGACAUGUCUUGGUAUGUCCCAUGUAUGAACAAACACCAAUUUAAAGCGAACUAUGAAGAAAUAGGGGAAUGCUCCUCCAUUUUAUGCUUUCGGUUCACUUCUUUUGCCAUGUUUGUGUUCUACAGACUGGUGGCAUACUGCAUGAGCUCUUUAAAAUGGAGAGUUUUAAAAAACGAAGACAAUGAAGGAAGUCCUUGUCUUUAUCAAACAGCAGCAGUGUUUAGUCACAAACAACACACUGUUGUUGUUGGCAUAUCUAAUGAUGAUAUCCAGUUACAACUAUUGAGAAUCACACCACUGACUAUAGACAAAGGCGUGUCAAAUGAAAUAGGAGAAUCCAUUGAAAAGUCCAUAGAAAAACUGACAGAAACAUUUAUUGGCACAAAAGUAUUCCACAAAGGAUUCAAAUGUCAUUACAUUAUUUGUGAUGAAAAAGAUUCAUCUUUCUCCCUUGCAGAUGAUCUCUCCCAAAUUAAAACUGAUGAAGAAACAGAGUGUAUGUGUCAACAACAGAAAAAACACGUCAUAAAUGUGCAAAAGACUCUGAGUUUUUGGGAAAAG
Messenger RNA from Saccostrea cuccullata (small rock oyster), 1911 nucleotides. Its product is annotated as probable serine/threonine-protein kinase pats1. The annotation marks the transcript as partial. The record is from RefSeq and is a predicted model, not a curated record. The transcript is spliced from 4 exons. Lineage: Eukaryota; Metazoa; Mollusca; Bivalvia; Ostreida; Ostreidae.